UUAUCCCUGAUGCAUUUGGCAGAAAGCGGCAUCCGACUUACCUGGGGUUCAAUGGACCAGGGCGCAUAUCCUGCAAUAUUAUCGCAUCUCCGCCGGUGGAAAAAGUUGAAUGGCGGAAGAUGGACGCGGUAAACGCCCACAUCAAUCCUAUGUCUGUCAUCACACCCAACAGAAGCAAACAGCGUUGGCCCAUGUUGUUUGACGCUGGACAAUUAGCAAGAACCAGAGAUCAGAAUUCCGAUGCAGUGACCUACUGGUACGAAUGGGCUUUCGUCGUUUGGGAGGACGCAGGGUUUUAUCAAUGCCGGGGACAGAGUCGCCUUGGGUGGAGCGCAUGGUCCGACAAAUUUGAGAUUAUCGUAGCAACACCACCGACAUUUAGUCUGAGACCCCCAGAUAUACUGACCGUUCACAAAAAUUCCCUGGUUCGGCUGCAGUGUCAAGCUGAUGGAUUUCCACCUCCAAAAAUUAAAUGGGUCCAGUCAAGACCGUCAGCUUUUCAAAAUGAUGCAUAUUACACCAACAUUGAUGGUUCCGAGAGUGUGCAACCUACAGCGCACGACGAUUCACUUGUCGAUGACACAGGCAAACUUGUGUACAAUCCAACAGUGUCACAUACCAUCGCGCCAUCCUUGCCAAGAACAGCCGAGGCUGCGGCAGACGGCAGUCUCAGACUGCUAGUUACUGAAGCAAUUGAUGUGGAAGGCCUUUUCCACUGCAUUGCAAUAAAUGUAUUUGGCCACGUCAUAUCAACGGUCAAACUCCUGUACAGUAAUAGCUCAAAGGGGAAUAAGGAUGUCCGAGAGAUCUCAUUCCACUUGCACCCAAAGUUGUUCGGUGUUUGGAUUUCAUGGAAUGCAUCCAACGCUCUCGAUUCGCGCUUGGGAAAGGCAAUUUUAACACCAAAUCAACAAACACUACUGUACCAUCCUGCUAGCUCUCCAGGAGUUCAGGCUUGUAGCCACGUCAUCUACUACCGAAUUAUACGCUCAGAGGAGCGGUGGAAUUCAGUUCGUGUUCAGCCGACAGCAGCUGAAAACUUAUGGGUCGGGAGUCUUAUUCCGGACGAAAUUUACGCAUUCAAAAUGGAGCGAUGGUGUAAGGCUGAUGCACCCUCCGGUCAGAGUAAGGUUGUUGUGGUCAAAACGGAACACGAAGACUCACCUGGAUCCAAGUUCAACGCAUUCCUAUUAGAAACACCCGAUUCUCCUUUGCAGACAAACCCACCAUUACCAAGGCCAAUGGAAUUACAUUUACUUUUCCCUAAAACGAUUGAUCAGUGGACUAGUGGCAAACUUGAAGAUGCCUAUGAGCAUUUCAUACUCGAAUGGGGAGCAGGCCCUGCUACGAAUGUACAAACAGGCGUAACUCCAGUUCUACACUAUCGUGUGGAAUAUUUACUGCGAACGGCUAACAUAAGUAGAAGAGUAGGCAAUGUCACAUCAGAUUAUCCUACGAAUAUACUAUGGUCAUUCGAUUCAAUGAACCGUUGGCUUACAUUGGCACCAGUACGUGCCCCAGCCACAAAGUUCAACUUUGCUCCCGCUGAAGACAGUCACGUGGAUGGUCAGCAGCCGUAUCAGAAGCAUCUGGAAGAAUUACGAUUCCGCGUGCGCAGCUAUGGACUGAUGAGCCGCAGCGAACCAUCGGAGGAACUCAGAAUAAUUCAACCUGUUUUGGGAAAGAUUCUGCCCGCUUUGAAAGCUACAGUACACCGGGAGCAUAUCGCAAUUGAAAGGGUGUUGCAUGCUGAGACUACCUUCACAAACCUACCGGAGAAAGUGCACCACAAUACCAUGAACGACGAAUCUUCGAUUACGACUCCAAGUUCAGUUGGUGCCCUGGACACACUCUGGUAUACAUUAAGCUAUUCUUUGCUGGGCAGCUUGCUGUUGAGCCUCCUUCUUCUUGUUGUCAUUUAUGGGUCACGCAGAAUUCGACAUCACAGGAGCAAUAAGAAGCGUAUUACUAGAAAUCAGGAGGAAGCGAUCGCACUCAAAAAUCCACGUGUGCCGGAUUCAAACGCUUCUGUUUCGAGCUCCGAGCACUUGAUGCGAGAAGUAAACAUGUUGCAUCCAACCACCAGGCCAUUUCCACCAAAUUCGUAUAAACUAAUUCAUUUCAAAAAAACAUGUUUAUCACCUGAUCCAUGUAACUGGAACAAUUCAAGUUGUCUGGUACACAAUGACUUCAAAGGCAAUGCGAAAUUCGAGGAAUUACACCCCAUUCCAGUAUGUUGCCAUUCAAGAGAGGGAAAUUGUGAAUCUUGUCAGAGUAACUGGCAUGGGCACAGCCAGACAAUGAUUUGGAAGGAUGACCAUUAUCUUGCUUCAUUGGAUUCGCCGCAGACAUCCAUUUCUAUCGCUUCAGGAAACACAAACCGCUCGAACAAUUUAAUUCUCUUGGAUAAACCAGAUAGUGCGUGCACUCCGAAUGAAAGGAAGAGGGCCUUUGUUGAGGAGUUAUUUAUUAGGAAAUGCCAACUGAACAGUUACAGACUAUUGGACAAAGAAUCAAACUCUCAUAUGCAUCUUGUUUACAAAAACU
Opisthorchis viverrini is the source of this 2547-nucleotide messenger RNA. RefSeq lists its product as hypothetical. The annotation marks the transcript as partial. Gene Ontology annotation, biological process: cell-cell adhesion. The transcript is spliced from 9 exons. NCBI's taxonomy places the organism in Eukaryota, Metazoa, Platyhelminthes, Trematoda, Opisthorchiida, Opisthorchiidae. Gene Ontology annotation, molecular function: cell adhesion molecule binding. The record is from RefSeq and is a predicted model, not a curated record. Gene Ontology annotation, cellular component: cell-cell junction.